Molecule: messenger RNA, 4458 nt
Organism: Chelonia mydas (Green sea turtle)
Lineage: Eukaryota; Metazoa; Chordata; Testudines; Cheloniidae
Gene: PLD3
Product: phospholipase D family member 3
Exons: 13
Coding region: 1876-3732 (618 amino acids)
Molecular function (GO): catalytic activity
Source: RefSeq, a predicted model, not a curated record
CAGGGGCAGGCUGGAGGGCGGGCGAGGCUCCACCCCUGGGCGGGGGAAGGCCGCUGCCUCCUCUCCAGGGCCCGGGCUUCGACCUGCUGCGGGCCGGGCGGCGAGGGGCCGCGGCCGGAGGGAGCGUGGGAACCGCUGCUCCUGCAGCCCGGACGUAGGAGACCCUGAAUCCUGGAAGCUGCAGACUUGGUAGAGCAACCGACCCGUCUAGAGCCGUGAAGCCACCUGGCUGUCGUGGGACCUGCCCCAGCUCCAUGGAGAGCCGUGUUGGUGUCGGCGGGCGCUGAACCAGGCCCCCAGCACCCGGUGCCUGUGGGGUAUGGUAGCCGACUGUACGGCAUGUUCCUGUAAACCGGACACGCUGUGUUGAUAUGAACUCACCCUGACACGGCAUUUUCGGGACAGGGAAAUCUUGCAACAGUAACAACCCGCCCUGGUGCUCAUGGAAUCCGUGUGUUCUGUGUUUCUUCAGGACCUGAAUCAGAGAAGUGGAAACAGAGCAUCAGAUCCUCAGCUGUGUAAAUCAGCAGCGCUCCGCUGAAAUCCAGGGAGCGACCUCAGUUUGUGCCAGCCGAGUGAAUUAUUCUUAGGAACCGGCUGGUGCCUCUUGGGGAAAGUCACCAGCUGUUCAUUCAGUGUUGGCUUUGGAGAGGUAGGGUUCCCUAGUGGCUAGAGCAGCGGACCAGGAGCCAGGAAUCUCGGGGUCUGUUCCUAGCUCUGAGAGUGAAGGGUGGUCUAGUGCUUAGGAAGACGGACUGGGGGCUGCCAGGAUACCUGGGUUGUAGUCUUGGUCUGCCACUUCUUGAUAACUCACUUCAGCUAAUCCAGAGAGACCAGGUGGGUGAGGUCAGAUCAUUUAUUGGACCACGUUCUGUUGGGGAGAGCAGUGAGCUUUCAAGCCACCCAGAAGUUGGUCCAAUAAAAGCUAUUACCUCCCCCCCUUGUCUCUGUCAUACCCUGGGACCCACACGGCUGCAACUACACUGUAUUAACCAAGGCCAUUUAGCUUCUUCUGCUGAGCCCAUCAUCAUGGUAUCUGACGACCUUACAGGUUUAUUAACAUGACUAUCAGGCGGCCUGUCUCUCUUUGCUCUCUCCUCUCUGCCUCAGUUUUCCCGGUUGUGAAAUGGGGACAAGGCUAGUCAGUGCAUGCCAGUGAGGGCAGCUGGAGGCUGGCUGGGAAGACACGUUGGGGACGGUUAGUAAAGCAGGUUGGGGACGUGCCAGGCUGUUGGAGGGCCAAGGAGCCGAGCGUGUUUCCUCUCAGUCGUUCUGUAGGAAGUUUUGCAAGAGAACAGGUUCAGCAGGAUCUUUGCUGGGCUCUCGUCCCAUUCUGGAGGCAAAGUCCCGCCAGGCCUGCCAGGGCACAGCCACCAGGGCAGGGCGCCAGGCUGCACAGAUGGAGAUCUACGUUCCCCAGGCCCCUAGAGACCUUGCGCUCAAUGGCUACCUUGGCCAGCCCCAGCUUCUCUCCUCGGCUCCCCGGGACAGAGGCCGUGGGCCAGCCGUGUGUAGAUUUUGCGGGAGGGGCUGGCAGAGUGGAGCGGGGGGAGUGGGGAUGGAGAGAGAAUGAAAAGGAGUAAGAGAGCGAGCGGGGGAUACGCUGAGGAGAAAUGGCCACAAACCCGGAGAGACGGAGCUGAGCGCGUCAGCACCGGGGCAAGGAGACCGGGUCGUUCCACGGGGCUAAGGACUCGCUGCAGUGAGGGAAUUCCACGGCUGGGUACUACAGGGAGCAGCACUGGGAUUUAUUAGGGCAGCGCCCAGGAGCCACAGCCCUGGAGCAGGCCCCCGCUGGGCCAGGCACUGAACAAACACACCCAGAAAAUGGUCCCUGCCCCAAACUGCUGACAAGCAUUAGACACAGGUCAGCGGAUGGAGACCGACCGACCCACGGGGGAGCACAGGAAACCAGGAGACUGUUUCAAUCGGCCUGAGGGGCCGGGGCCUCGGCCCACCAGCGGCCUGACUGCUGUGAAGGCGUCCCGGCAAAGGAGUGCUUCCCGGCGGGUGCAGGAGAACGAGGAGGGAGCUGGGCCGAUGUUUCUGGGCGCGCCUCCCCAGUACAAGGGGCAGCAGCAGAGAAAGCACAAAGGGGUUUGCUGGUUUGUUCUCCUGCUGCGUGACUCCACCCUGGCCCUACGAGGUUCUGGGAAAAUGAAGCCCUCUGUGACCCCCAACAAGGUCUGCCUUAGAAAUGGACACGAACGCUGCGUCUCCUCCUUGGACCCUGCCGUUGGCUGCACUCGGGACGGUCCCAAGUCUGUGUGGGCUCCGCUGGACGCUCUAGAGAGCCGGGAAGAGCUCCUGCCAUCUGAGCAGCCAAACCGGCUUUCCCACAAGUACUCCCGCUGUGCCCUGCCGGCCGUGAUCCUGGUGGGCAUGCUCUUGGCCGGGGUUCUCACUUGUCUCUUCGUUUUUCCGUUCGGUUCCCCUCUGGAAAGAGGGAACGUUGGGCAGGAUCCGGACAACACGUGCAGUGACCCUUGCAGGAUUGUGCUGGUGGAAAGCAUCCCCGAAGGAAUGGUGUAUGAAGACAACAGCACGGUGAACCCAUCCACAUUUCAGGCCUGGAGGAAUCUGAUCAGAGGUGCUAAGAGCAGCUUGGACAUCGCAUCUUUCUAUUGGACCCUGACAAACGACGACACACACACUCAGGAAGCCACGGCUGACCAAGGUGAAGAAAUCCUGGCAGAACUGCUGCAGUUACCCCAGCGAGGCGUCUCGGUGAGAAUCGCAGUCAGCAGCCCGUCCUCGAAGCAGCCCCUGGACGACCUCCAAGCGCUGGAGCAGAGCGGGGCUGCUGUCCGCAAAGUCGACAUGCGCAGGCUGACGGACGGGGUGCUGCACACCAAGUUCUGGAUCGUUGACAAGACCCACGUCUACCUUGGCAGCGCGAACAUGGACUGGCGCUCCCUCACCCAGGUGAAGGAGCUGGGUGCAGCUGUCUACAACUGCAGCUGCUUGGCCAAGGACUUAGGGAAGAUAUUUGAAGCCUAUUGGGUUCUGGGGGUGCCGGACGCCUCCAUUCCAUCACCCUGGCCGGCCAAUUACUCCACCACAUACAACAAGGAGACGCCUCUGGAGGUGCAGCUGAACGGGACGGACGCCGGCGUGUACCUUUCUAGCUCCCCGCCAGCCUUGUGUGCCGAGGGACGGACGGAGGACCUCCACGCACUGCUCAGCAUCAUCGACGCCGCCAGCCAGUUCGUGCACAUCGCCGUGAUGAGCUACCUGCCGACCAUGGAGUUCUCGCACCCCCGGAGGUAUUGGCCAACUAUUGAUAAUCAUCUCAGGAAAGCAGCCUACGAAAGGCAAGUCCAUAUUCGACUGCUGAUUGGCUGCUGGGAGCACUCCAAGCCAGCCAUGUUUCCUUUCCUGAAAUCUCUGGCUGCCAUGCAGGACAAUGGGACGCACUACAGUGUGGAAGUGAGACUCUUCACGGUUCCAGUCAAUGAAACACAAGCUGAGAUCCCCUAUGCAAGAGUCAACCACAAUAAGUACAUGGUCACCGACAAGGUGGCCUAUAUCGGUACCUCCAACUGGUCAGGAGACUAUUUUGUCAGAACUGCAGGAUCUGCGCUUGUGGUGAACCAGUGCGACGCAAACGCCCAGGGCGAGCCCACAGUGCAGGAACAACUCCAGGCUGUGUUCGAACGGGACUGGAACUCCCAAUACAGCAGGGACAUCAGCACCUUGGGCCAGUGGGAAAACAUCUGCAGAGGUCACUAGGAGGCUACGCCGCUGAGGACUGACGGAAGGAAAUCCUGGCAACACAGAACGACCUGGCUACAGCACGUCAAGAAUACACGUCAGGGCAACAUGGCCACCCCAGCACUGCAAACAUGGUGGGGUUGACAUGUCCCUUCCAGAGCCUGAAAUAUCCGGAGUCACCUGGUUUCUUGCUAACCCAUUUGGUUUAUCUGCAAUGGCAUUCGUCAUUUUUUGAGCCCUGGUGUCUCUCUGGAACACAAGGUCACCCCACCUUCAAACACUAACAGCUGAGCCAGGCCAUGAAUUGACAUGAUCUUCCGAAAAUUCAUUGCAAGGCAGGGAUCUGUAGCAUGGUCUUGCAAGGAACAAGGAAAGCAUUAACUCAAUAGCUGAAAACUUUAGGGGGAGAACAGCAGAUAGGCUUGAAUAAAGUCACCAGCUAUGGAGCUGCAGGUCACAACACUCAGGUAAAGGUUGAGUUCCAUUUUGUACUCAAAGCAGGGAUGCAGCAUCUUUAUAGUGUCAGAAAAAUGCAGAGUGCCCUCCUCAAACGUACCGUAUUUCCUCUCUGAGCGCAGAAUGACUCGAGGCUCUGUUGGAAGCAAUAGGUUGUAAUGAAGCAAAAUGAUUAACACCUGGAUCUAAGUAUGGUGAUUAGAUAGGCUACAGAGAGGCAUCCGAUGAAGUGAGCUGUAGCUUACGAAAGCUUAUGCUCAAAUAAAUUUGUUAGUCUCUAAGGUGCCA